GUCAGUAUUUUAACUCUCCCCUAGGACACUGAGUGCCCUUCAGUGCUCUACUGCUCAACACUUCACUUCUCCUUUAAUGCGGUGCUCAACAAUGGCUUUGAGAAUUAUGCUCCUCCUGUGUGUCCUGACUUCUUAUCAUGGAUUCAACUUGGAUGUGGAGGAGCCCAUGGUCUUUCAAGAGGAUGGAGCUGGCUUUGGACAGAGCGUGGCCCAGCUUGGCGGAUCUAGACUCGUGGUGGGAGCCCCCCUGGAGGUGGUGGCGGUCAACCAAACAGGAAGGUUGUAUGACUGUGUGGCUGCCACUGGCCUAUGUCAACCCAUACCCCUGCACACACCCCCAGAUGCUGUGAACAUGUCCCUGGGUCUGUCCCUGUCAGCCGCCGCCAGUCGCCCCUGGCUGCUGGCCUGUGGCCCAACCAUGCACAGAGCCUGUGGGGAGAAUAUGUAUGCAGAAGGCUUUUGCCUCCUGUUGGACUCCCAUCUGCAGACCAUUUGGACAGUACCUGCUGCCCUACCAGAGUGUCCAAGUCAAGAGAUGGACAUUGUCUUCCUGAUUGAUGGUUCUGGCAGCAUUUAUGAAAGUAGCUUCAAGCAGAUGAAGGACUUUGUGAGGGCUUUGAUGGGACAUUUUGAGGGCACCAACACCCUGUUCUCACUGAUACAGUACUCCCACCUCCUGAAGAUCCACUUCACCUUCACGCAAUUCCAGAACAGCUGGAACCCUCUGAGCCUAGUGGAUCCCAUUGUACAGCUGAAAGGCCUGACAUAUACAGCCACAGGCAUCCGGAAAGUGGUGGAGGAACUGUUUCAUAGUAAGAAUGGGGCCCGUAAAAGUGCCAAGAAGAUCCUCAUUGUCAUCACAGAUGGGCAGAAAUACAAAGACCCCCUGGAGUACAGCGACGUCAUCCCCCAGGCAGAGAGAGCUGGCAUCAUCCGCUAUGCCAUUGGGGUAUGUCCUCUUCCUCAUGUCUCCCUCGGACUCAGGCUGCACCUCACCAGGGAAGAAAGGCUGGCGGGCUCCUCCUCAGUGGCCUCUCUGCCACAGGUGGGAGAUGCUUUCUGGAAACCCAGUGCCAAGCAGGAGCUGGACAACAUUGGCUCAGAGCCGGCUCAGGACCAUGUGUUCAGGGUGGACAACUUUGCAGCACUCAGCAGCAUCCAGGAGCAGCUGCAGGAGAAGAUCUUUGCACUCGAAGGAACCCAGUCGACGACAAGUAGCUCUUUCCAACAUGAGAUGUCACAAGAAGGCUUCAGUUCAGUACUCACAAUGGAUGGACCAGUUCUGGGGGCUGUGGGGAGCUUCAGCUGGUCUGGAGGUGCCUUCCUGUACCCCCCAAAGACGAGCCCCACUUUCAUCAACAUGUCUCAAGAGAAUGUGGACAUGAGGGACUCUUACCUGGGUUACUCCACAGAGCUGGCCUUUUGGAAGGGAGUACAGAGCCUGAUCCUGGGGGCCCCCCGCCAUCAGCACACCGGGAAGGUUGUCAUCUUCACUCAGGCAUCCGAGCAAUGGAGGCCGAAGGCUGAAGUCUCAGGGACCCAGAUUGGCUCUUACUUUGGGGCCUCCCUCUGCACAGUGGAUGUGGAUAGAGAUGGCAACACUGACCUCGUCCUCAUCGGGGCUCCCCAUUACUACAAGCCGACCCAGGGGGGCCAGGUGUCUGUGUGCCCCUUGCCCCAGGGGAGGGCGAAGUGGCAGUGUGAGGUCAUUCUCCGUGGGGAGCAGGGCCACCCCUGGGGCCGUUUUGGGGCGGCCCUGACACUGCUGGGGGAUGUGAAUGGGGACAAGCUGACAGAUGUGGCCAUUGGAGCACCAGGAGAGCAGGAGAACCGAGGUGCUGUCUACCUAUUUCAUGGAACCUCAGGACUGGGCAUCAGCCCCUCCCACAGCCAGCGGAUUGCAGGCUCCCAGCUCUCCCCUACACUCCAGUACUUUGGGCAGUCGCUGAGUGGGGGUCAGGACCUUACCCACGAUGGACUGGUGGACCUGGCUGUGGGGGCCCAGGGACAGGUGCUGCUGCUCAGGAGUCAGCCGGUGUUGAAUGUGGGAGUGACCAUGAGAUUCUCGCCCUCGGAGGUGGCAAAGGCUGUGCACCAGUGCUGGGAAGAGGUGCCCUCCGCCCUGGAAGCUGGGAAUGCCACAGUCUGUUUCACUAUCCAGAAAAGCUCACUGGACCAGCUAGGUGAUGUGCAAAGCUCUGUCAGGUAUGAUCUGGCAUUAGACCCAGGCCGUCUGAUUUCUCGUGCCAUUUUUGAUGAGACCAAGAACUGGACUUUGACUCGAAGAAAAACCCUGGGGACGGGAGAUUACUGUGAAACCAUUAAGCUGCUUUUACCAGACUGUGUGGAGGACGUGGUGAGUCCCAUCACCCUACGCCUCAACUUCUCCUUGGUUGGGGAGCCCAUCCCCUCAGCUCAGAACCUUCGCCCUGUGCUGGCUGUGGGCUCACAGGACCCCUUCACUGCCUCUCUCCCCUUUGAAAAGAACUGUGGACAAGAUCACUUCUGCGAAGGGGACCUGAGUGUCAAUCUCAGCUUCUCAAGCCUGCAGACCCUGGUGGUAGGGAGCUCCUUAGAGCUCAAUGUGACAGUGACUCUGUGGAAUGAGGGUGAGGAUUCCUACAGGACUGUGAUCCACUUCUACUACCCAGCGGGGCUGUCCUAUCGAAGAGUGUUAGGAACCCAGCAACCCCAUCAGCGCCCACUGCGCUUGGCAUGUGAGGCUGUGCCCACUGGGAAUGAGGGCCUGAGGAGCAGCAGCUGUAGCAUCAACCAUCCCAUCUUCCAUGAGGGCACUAAGGGCAUCUUCAUAGUCACAUUUGAUGUUUCCUACAAGGCCACUCUGGGCAACAAGUUGCUCCUGAGGGCUAAUGCAAGCAGUGAGAAUAAUAAGCCUUCAACCAGCAAGACCACCUCUCAGCUGGAGCUCCCAGUGAAAUAUGCUGUCUACAUGGUGAUCAGCAGGCAGGAAGACUCUACCAAGUACUUCAACUUUUCAACUUCUGAUGAGAAGAGCAAGAAAGAAGCUGAGCAUCGGUAUCGUGUGAAUAAUCUGAGUCAGCGAGAUGUGGUCAUCAGCAUUAAUGUCUGGGUUCCUAUCCUGUUGAAUGGUGUGGCUGUGUGGCAUGUGGCUUUGCUGGACCACUCACAGAGUCUCACUUGUGUGUCGGAGAGGGAACCUCCUCAGGAUCCUGACUUCCUGACCCAGAUCCCAGGGAGUCUUGUAUUGAACUGCUCCAUUGCUGACUGCCUGAAGAUCCACUGUGACCUCCCCUCCUUUGGCAUCCAGGAGGAACUUGAGUUCACCCUGAAGGGCAACCUCAACUUUGGCUGGGUCAGCCAGACAUUGCAGAAGAAGGUAUUGGUCGUGAGUGUGGCUGAAAUCACGUUCAACAGAUCUGUGUAUUCUCAGCUUCCAGGACAAGAGGCAUUCUUGAGAGCUCAGAUGGAGACGGUACUGGAGAAGUAUGAGGUCUACAACCCCAUCCCCAUUAUUGCCGGAAGCUCUGUGGGAGGACUGCUGCUGUUGGCCCUCAUCACAGCCAUCUUAUACAAGGUUGGCUUCUUCAAACGUCAGUAUAAGGAAAUGAUGGCAGAAGCAAACGGACAGAUUGCCCCAGAAAAUGGGACAUCAGAUCCUCAAGUUGCCCAAUAAGAAUCUACCUUCUAUUGUCCAUUGGACCUGUUAUCCUCUGAGAGGUUUCCUGGCUCUCUUACUCCCAUCUAAGUCAGGCCUGCAGGGGGAGAAAUGUUCCAUGUGAGGGAGGCUAGGAUCAGGCUGCUUUCUCUCUCUCUGGGAGGAAGCAAUGUGUUCAUACAAAGUGCCUUGCCUGGGAAGGGCCAUUUGUCUCGUCAAGGCUGCAACUGGAAACUCCUGAAGGUGUCUGUCACCAUGACCCUGGAAGGACUUGAUUUGAAUUUCUACUUAGAAAUACACGAACAAUAGCCUCAGGCUCUAGUCUCUCUUCCUUCACUAACCACCAGUGAUAUUUCUAAAAUACAGUAUUAAAUAAGCCACAGUCUGAAUCUACCUUUAGUGGCUCCCUAUAAUUUGCAGGAUAAUAUCUGAACUCUCUAGCUUGAUGUUAGAAAUCCAGUGUCGCGGCAGCCCGGUGGCUCAGCGGUUUAGUGCCCCCCUUCAGUCCAGGGCCUGAUCCUGGAGACCUGGGAUCCAGUCCCAGGUCAGCCUCCCUACAUGGAGCCUGCUUCUCCCUCUGACUGUGUCUCUGCC
This is a messenger RNA of Canis lupus familiaris (dog), 4231 nucleotides long. Its product is annotated as integrin alpha-D-like. Gene Ontology annotation, biological process: cell-cell adhesion; cell adhesion mediated by integrin; integrin-mediated signaling pathway. Gene Ontology annotation, molecular function: integrin binding. The coding region runs from base 77 to 3655 and encodes 1192 amino acids. The transcript has 29 exons. The record is from RefSeq and is a predicted model, not a curated record. Gene Ontology annotation, cellular component: integrin complex; external side of plasma membrane. NCBI's taxonomy places the organism in Eukaryota, Metazoa, Chordata, Mammalia, Carnivora, Canidae.